Messenger RNA from Mus musculus (house mouse), 8183 nucleotides. RefSeq names its product RAS p21 protein activator 2 (gene Rasa2). Gene Ontology annotation, biological process: negative regulation of Ras protein signal transduction; intracellular signal transduction. Bases 3716 to 5038 code for a protein of 440 amino acids. Gene Ontology annotation, molecular function: GTPase activator activity; phospholipid binding. Gene Ontology annotation, cellular component: plasma membrane. The record is from RefSeq and is a predicted model, not a curated record. The transcript has 24 exons. NCBI's taxonomy places the organism in Eukaryota, Metazoa, Chordata, Mammalia, Rodentia, Muridae.
AGGCGGGGCUACAGCGAGGCUCGAUCCGGCCUAGGCCUCGCUCCGGCUCCGCCUUGCCCGGCUACGCAGGCGGUAGGGCUGGGGUAGGGGCCGGGCGGCACCAUGGCGGCGGCAGCGCCUGCUGCGGCGGCUUCUCCCGAGGCGCCGGCCGUCUCGGGCAGCGCAGACCCGGAGACGGGAGACGAGGACAGUCGUGAGAUGAAGCAAAAAAUUUAUUGCCAUAUCUUGGACCCAACAAAAUGCGCGAUUGUUUCUGCACUAUAAAUUUGGACCAGGAAGAAGUUUAUCGCACCCAGGUUGUUGAAAAGUCUUUAAGUCCAUAUUUCAGUGAAGAAUUUUAUUUUGAGAUUCCAAGAACUUUCCAGUAUUUGUCUUUUUAUGUUUAUGAUAAAAAUGUUUUACAAAGAGAUCUUCGUAUAGGAAAAGUAGCCAUCAAAAAAGAAGACUUGUGCAGUCAUAGUGGUAAAGAAACUUGGUUUUCACUGCAGCCGAUUGACUCAAAUUCAGAAGUUCAGGGAAAGGUUCACCUUGAGUUAAGACUGAAUGAGCUGAUAACAGAGAAUGGAACCGUGUGCCAGCAGCUUGUUGUACACAUCAAGGCCUGCCAUGGGUUGCCUCUCAUAAACGGACAAAGCUGUGAUCCUUAUGCAACAGUGUCCCUCGUGGGCCCCUCUAGGAAUGACCAAAAGAAGACAAAAGUAAAGAAGAAAACAAGCAAUCCACAGUUCAAUGAAGUCUUCUAUUUUGAGAUGUAGCUUGUUCAUGCGGAUCUCCAGCUGCCUUGAGUGAAUCCUAACCACUGGACCACCAAGCUUGCAUCUUCAGCUGCUUUGAAAUUGCCCCAAAUAAAGUGCUUUGGCAUUCUUUAAAGUAUUUAGUCUUUUUUCAUAUUAAUUGAAGACUAUAGAAAAACUAAAAAUCAAAAUAUCUAAAAGGUUGUAAUAACAGAACAAGUUGCAAUUGAUAUUAAGAUGUGAGAACAGGUUGUAAAAGUGGGUAAUUACAUCUUGAAGUUUUUAUUUUGUUUUUUUCCUCUGUUUUGGAGAGGGCACCAAAGUACCCCAACUCAUGCCUGAUUGUUGUUCUUUAAUAACAAGGAGCAUGAGCUGAAGAAAAUGCCAAAGGUGACAUAGGAAACUGGGGGUGGGGUGGGGGACAAGAAAAACCUACUGAGUCAAGAGGCUUCCUUUCCUGGCUGAGGACUUGGUGCUGCUUUCUACAUUUAUUAACAGCUCUUAUGUCUAACCAUGAGAAUGAGAAGAAGAUGACAGUUCUAACAGCUCCUGCCCAAAGUCACUCACUGCAUAUAGUUCACACCUCAGGUGGCCUGGAAUUCGCUCCUUAGGAAGAACCUGUAGCCAGAGGGUAACUUUCUGAAAGUUGAGGUCAGAAAUGCUUGCCUUACCAAUUUACCUCUCAGGCCUUAAACUGUUUAUUCAUCUAGUCCUUUGUUAGAUUGGUUGUACAGACAGGCAUGCUCAGUACAACCAGAGCAAGACAUAAGAAAGCACACACAGGUGCAUAUACACAGCUAUAAUGUGGAGCAAGACAUAAGAAAGCACACACAGGUGCAUAUACACAGCUAUAAUGUGGAGCAAGACAUAAGAAAGCACACACAGGUGCAUAUACACAGCUAUAAUGUGGAGCAAGACAUAAGAAAGCACACACAGGUGCAUAUACACAGCUAUAAUGUGGAGCACCCUCUCUCGAGCUCAGGGUUAAAACAGUCCAAAGCUAGAUUUUUGCGAGAACAGAAAUAAUAUUACAGAGACAGAACACUUUGGGCACAGAGACAGAAAAACUGAAAGUUAUACCCAGAGAACAUCAAGUAAAGAUUUAACUAAGUUUAGUAAAGUAACCAAAAAAGAUGGGAUAAACUGGUAAGUGUCCGGCGGUGCUUUAGCUUUAGCCAUUAAACUAGAAAGAAAUAACCAGGAUCUGUUAGCAGAGCCCAGAGACCUUCAAAGAGCUGAGAGCGGGGCAGAAGUCGAGAUAACUGAUCGUGGGAGAAAAGGGAGAAAGAAAUCAAAAGCAUCCAUGGAUCUGUGUAAAAUUCCUCCACCAGGCGUCAGAUGUGGUACAUGCCUGUCAUCCCAGUCCUUGAGAGGUGUAGGCAGGAAGAGCAGUUUCAAGGCCAGUCUCAGACCACCUUAUCUCAGAAAGCAAAUCAGAUUUGCUAACAGGACAGUUCAUGACUGAAGCAUGGUAGGUGAUAACUAUGGAUCACAAUACAGGAUUUGGUACAGAGCCAGGAGAGCCAACAGUGAAGAGAUGCAGCAGAGGAGAAACCCAGUCAGCUCUGGUGCUUACUAACCACUCCGCUUCAGACGUGCUGAUGAAGUUUGUACUGUCGCUUCCUCAUUUUUAAAGUGAGGGGAAUAAAUCUAGCUCUGCCUGCCUCAAAGCAACAGUCUAAUGAGUCCAGAGAUGUGAUAGCACUGAGUAAGCCAGACAACAUGGUGUGGCGUUAAGUUACAUUUAGAACAAAAUAAAACAACCUUGGAGAACCACCUGUGCAAUUCCAAGGAGGAGUAGAGAGCAAGAGGUAGCAGGCUAGCCCACAGGUAAACCGAAUGCAAAGAACUUGUCUGGGACUAGGGCGGGGGAGGGGGAGGGAGGAAAGGAGAGAAGAAAGAAGAGAGAGAGAGGCCAAGGACACUGACAAUCUUAGACUAGAAAGAAGUGAUCAGACAGCUGGACUUAGAGUAGACCAAACGCUUAUAACACAUGCUUGUUAGUUAAUACUGUGGUGAAAGGAGCAGGCUUGGGGAGGUAAUCUUAGAACCAUCACCUCUUCAGAAGUCCUGAGGGUGGGGGAAGUGGAUGCUCAGCUUGGUGGCAGUUGAGGAAGUUCCUGCCCAGUGGCCUUGAUAUUUUCAGUAAAAACUGUGAGAAGGAAAUAUGAGUAGGUGUGACCCGUGCAGACAGAGCGUUGUAACCAGGGAACCAGAUGUGGCUCUAAGUAGAACUGACGGUGUGGAGGCGAGGAGGCCUCUGAUUUUUAUGCCGGACUUUCUUACCUUCUGGUGCAUAUUUGGUACAUUUCCCAUGCUUUGGAAAUUGCAUUCACACUUGACUCUUUAUAUUUGUAAUUGAAUAUUUUGGGAAUGGUCAUUUUUGAGCUCAUGAAGGAAAGAUACUUUAAACAGUCUCUACUGAAAUCCUUCGUUUGUAGGUAACCAGAUCCAGCAGUUACAGCAGGAAGUCCCAGUUCCAGGUGGAGGAGGAGGACAUUGAGAAGCUGGAGAUCAGGAUUGACUUGUGGAAUAAUGAAAACCUAGUCCAAGAUGUUUUCCUGGGAGAGAUUAAGGUUCCUGUCAAUGUGUUAAGAAGUGAUUCCUUUCAUCAAGCCUGGUACUUGCUACAGCCAAGAGACAAUGGAAACAAAUCAUCUAAAACCGAUGACCUGGGAUCUCUUCUGUUAACUCUCUGCUAUACAGAAGACUGCGUGCUUCCAUCAGAGUACUAUGGACCGCUGAAAACUUUGCUGCUAAAGUCACCAGAUGUUCAGCCAGUAUCCGCCUCAGCUGCUUAUAUUUUGGGUGAAAUAUGUCAAGAUCAAAAGGAUGCUGUUUUGCCCCUUGUACGACUGUUGCUGCAUCACAAUAAACUUGUCCCUUUUAUCACUGCGGUGGCCGAGCUGGACUUGAAGGAUACUCCAGAUGCCAACGCAAUAUUUAGAGGAAACUCCCUGGCUACCCAGUGUCUGACUGAGAUGAUGAAGAUAGUGGGAGGGCACUACCUGAAAGUCACGCUGAAGCCCGUUCUAGAUGAGAUAUGUGAAUCCUCGAAAUCCUGUGAAAUAGAUCCUGUUAAGUUGAAAGAGGGAGAUAAUGUAGAGAAUAAUAAGGAGAAUCUGUACUACUAUGUGGACAAAGUAUUCAAUACAAUCGUAGGAUCAAGUGUGAGCUGCCCCACUGUGAUGUGUGAUAUUUUUUAUUCUCUGAGGCAAAUGGCUGCUAAGAAAUUUCCUAAUCACCCUCAUGUUCAGUACUCUGCAGUGAGCAGCUUUGUCUUCCUUCGUUUCUUUGCUGUAGCGAUACUCUCACCUCAUGCUUUUCAUUUGCGACCUCAUUAUCCAGAUACACAGACAGUUAGGACAUUGACUCUCAUCUCAAAAACCAUUCAGAUUAUUGGAAACUGGGGAUGUCAGUCCAGAAAAAAGUCACGGUUCAAAAAGUCAGUCAUGUGUGAAUUUCUCAAAAUGUUUCAAGAAGAAAGAUAUUUUACAGAUGUGAAAAAGUUCUUGGAUGAAAUUUCAUCUACGGAAACUAAAGAGUCCAGUGGUACGAGUGAGCCUGUGCACCUGAAAGAAGGUGAGAUGUAUAAGAGAGCUCAAGGAAGAACCCGUAUUGGAAAGAAGAACUUCAAGAAACGAUGGUUCUGCUUGACGAGCAGAGAGCUCACCUACCACAGACAGCAAGGCAAAGAUGCAAUUUACACUAUUCCAGUAAAAAAUAUUCUUGCUGUGGAAAAAUUGGAAGAAGGCUCUUUCAACAAGAAAAAUAUGUUCCAAGUGAUACAUACAGAGAAAACGCUGUACAUCCAAGCAAACAACUGUGUGGAAGCCAAUGAGUGGAUAGAUGUCCUGUGCAGGGUGAGCAGAUGCAACCACAACAGGCUCAGCUCUUUCCACCCCUCAGCGUAUCUCAACGGAAACUGGCUCUGCUGCCAGGAGACGAGUGAAAGCACACCAGGCUGCAAGCCGUGCACCGCAGGCAUCCCUGCAGACAUCCAGAUAGAUAUCGAUGAAGACAGAGAAACAGAAAGAAUUUAUUCUAUUUUUACCCUCAGUUUACUUAAGCUGCAGAAAAUGGAAGAGACCUGUGGGUCUAUAGCUGUGUAUCAGGGGCCACAGAAAGAACCUGGUUAUUCUAAGUUCACCAUUGAGGAUUCUGUUGCAACCUUUAAGACAAUUCAGCAAAUCAAAAGCACCAUAGAGAAGCUCGAUGAACCUCAUGAGAAAUACAGAAAGAAAAGAUCGAGUAGUGCAAAAUACGGAAGCAAGGAAAAUCCAAUUGUUGGAAAAAUAUCAUAGUUUGACCAACUGAUGGAGAACUGGAAAAUACUCUUUUUCAUCAAGUUUUUCAGUUCACCCCGUUUUGUUCAUAGUAUGUAAGAAUGGACAUCGGCUUUGAUGAUACAUGCUGUCUGUCAUAAUGUAUAAUAUUUAAUGAUUGAAAUUAACUGUUUGGGGAUCCUGAUGCUGAUGUGUGUAUUACUAAAGAAUUUGAAACCCAAGAUUUCCUCCAUAGCCAUGCAUCCAGCCCCGUGUCCCUGCAGCUUCCUUCUGAUGGGAAGGGUCUUCCUGAGGACCCAAGCAGCUCCGUAACAAGGGAGCACUUGACAGCAAGACCCCACCUCCACCUGGAGCACUCCUGUGUCACUCACCACCGUCAGUGCCUCCUCUGUGCUGCCAACAUUGAGUUUACUAUAGAGCUAGAGUUCCUUGUCGGUCAGAACUUUCCAUUAAGUUCAUCUGGACGUUUGUCUUUAAAAAAAAAAAAAAGGAAAAAAAAAAACCCUUUUCCUCUGUUGUGUUAGCCAUUACAGGUUAGAGACAGACACAGACAUCUGAACACCUUUGAAAGCUGGCGGGUGUCUCUCCUGGUCACAGGUGAGGGUGCUCAGCUGUGAGGGGAUGUGUGCUCCUGUGUGCACCAUGUUUACAUUGGAGUGGGGGGUGGUGCCAAGACAGUGGACCACUAAAGUGGCCUUCAUUGUUCAGCUGUCAGGGACUCGCUCUCUCCGAGAAUUCAGGUUAGCACUCCUCCUGAGGGCAGCUCUUCCCAACCAGAAGAGAAGCAUGAGUGAGUAGUGAGGAGAUCACCUGAUGUUGCCUUCUGUCCCACAUCAUAAUAAGGGUGUGUAAGGAUACCCUCCAUAGUGUUAGGUCCUGCUCUAACUAGAGAACGGUCACUUGGCGCACUUUAAUAAUCUGGCACAUUCCAGGUUGUGGUUUGGAUACUCCGUAGUAUCUAUUUUUUUGAUCAGUUGAAUGAUCAGUGUUUAAAUAUCAAACCGUGCUUUCCUGAAAAUGUUGAUAUUGUAUUGCUGUUUCCUUAUUGCCUGCUAGCCAAAGGGGAUCAGGGGCAGCAACUGUUGGGAUACCUGUGUUUCCUUACCCUCCUCUGGCCCUAGAAACCCUACCUGUAAAUAAGCAGUUGAAGCGAGUGUCCCUGAGGAGGAGUGAUACACUCGGCUUCAUCAGUAUUAAAACCUAUGGUACUUACUUGUCUUUUUUAAUUAAAACUAUUUUCUGAGUGUGGUACUUUGAACCUUGGUCUAUUUCCAUAUGUUCCUGUUGAAAACUGUGACUUACUGGUGGAAGUCUCACUAGCUGCAAUCCCCUGUCGUUGAGCUUAAGCUAUAGUUCAAAAUAUACUUACCAAUUAUGUUGUUGCUGGGUAAUUAUUUUUACUUCAUUAGCAGGUAUUUUAAAGAUCAUUAACACAGAGAAUUGUCCCAUUAUAAACGUCAUGACUGAAAAUAGAUUUUUUUACAAAUGACUUUUAAGUCAGUGCUGGCCUGCAUUGUGCUACGCUGUGACUCCUGGUCCAUACUGAAGCUUAAAAGAGUCCUUCAAAUCUGACAGACUUAUGGAUCUAAUUAACUAUACUGUUACAGGUGUUUUUUAAAAACAUUAGCCAUUUAAUAAAUUUAUCAUGAACUUCAUAUUAAAAUGCCUACUUAGAUUCUCUCAAAUGUCUUCCUAAAAAGGACAAAACCCAGGGGCAUUGAAGUUCAAGACUCUAGAGUGGUUUGGGAUCAUCUGUUCGUUGUUUUGUUUAGGGGUUUUUCUCCCUCACCCCACCCCUCAAAAAAGGAUGAUUUCCUAAUGAUUUCUUCACUCUAUGUCCCUGGCUGGCCUAGAACUCAUAGAAAUCCACCUGCCUCCGCUCCUGAGUGCGGGGAUUAAAUGUGUAUCACCACAUCUGGCUCACCUGGUCUUUCUAAUAUCAAACUCCAAUUGCAAGUAUUUUUAAUGAUCAUAGGGUCACAGGGGCCAAAGCUGUAUACAUGUGUAACUCUGAGAGCUCAAUAUUGUAGUUCUUUUAUUCACAUGACCUUUUAAACAGCCAGCUUGACUGGAAUUAAUUAGCCAGCUUGGUACAGUGUAAAAAGAGAAAUACAAAACUAAUUUUCUUUAGUAAGUCUUUUCCAAUCAGAAACUAUGUCCACAGAGUCCAAGGACAGUCAGGGCCCUUCUCGGGGCUUCUCCUAUGCUGUGCUCUUGCGUACUUAGAGUCUUACCUCCAUGGUCUCCUUUCUCUGCUUCUGCAAAGAGCAUUUGAAAAAAAAAAACAUAUAUACGUACACACACACACACACACACACACACACACAUGGUUUUUGUAUAUGUAUAUAUAUAUACACACACACACAUGUAUGUGUAUGUAUAUAUAUAUAUAUGAACAGAAGAUGAUAGGAGGAAACUUAGCACAGUCACUCACUAGCUCUGACUCCUAGUGGAGCUGUAUCCAUCCAUUGAGAUUAUACUGAUCUGUUGUUUAGCUUUCUUUUAAAUCAUCACCUGGUAAGACACUGGGCAACAGCAAAAGUUUUGGUUUUGGUUUGGUUUUUUUUUUUUUUUACUCCCAGGAAUAUAAUUUAUCAAAUCAAACUAUUUUGCUUACCAAAGAACUAUGUUUUUAAUAUCACGGGUAAUAGCUAAGCAUCAAAACUGGGCUCUUAUUUUACCAACAAGAAACAUCAUGUGACUGAUGGCUGGGGUUUGUCUGUGUCUCCAAGGCCGAAUUGCAUUCUUUUACUGGAAAAGUUCAUUCAAGCUAGGUUUUAGAAAAUACAUUCCUUUUAAGUGAACACACCUUCUAAAUUGCUUUAAGUACUAUUGAAUAGCCUAAAAGAUGGACUCCGCAGUGCUUUCUAGUGUCCCCACCUAUGUGACAAAUGCAAAACUCAUUCUAGAGUUAAAAUGACUGAUUUUUGGUUGAUAUUAUCUGCUUCCAUUUUUAACUUGGGAAUUAAUAUGUUGCUAGUAAAUACUGGUUUGUACGGUGUCUAGUUUGUAAGUGUAAGUUAUCAGACCAUAAUAUAGUGACUCUAUGUUGUUGAGAAUGUAUUUUUAUUUAAAUUUUAUUUUCUUAUGAAGAGUAUUAUAAAAAUUAAAAGCUUUUGUAACUGUCAUUUGAAAAUAACUCAAAUAAAGUACAAGAAGCCUA